Penicillium paradoxum is the source of this 981-nucleotide messenger RNA. RefSeq lists its product as uncharacterized. The record is from RefSeq and is a predicted model, not a curated record. The transcript has 4 exons. Bases 1 to 981 code for a protein of 326 amino acids. NCBI's taxonomy places the organism in Eukaryota, Fungi, Ascomycota, Eurotiomycetes, Eurotiales, Aspergillaceae.
AUGCCCCCGUACGACACAGAUACCACCGCCGACGAGCUGAUCAAUGAUUACAGCCAUCUCAUUAAGGACAAGGUCGUUCUGACAACCGGCGUCUCUUCCGGUUCCCUGGGCGGCUUCUUCGUCCAAUCCAUCGCCAAAGCCAAACCCGCCUGGCUGAUCCUGGCCGCUCGCAACGCCGACAAACUCCAACAAAUCGCCAACGACAUAACGACCGCCUACCCGGAUGUCAAGGUCCGAAAGAUCAAAGUUGAUCUGGGGUCGCUGAAUAGUGUGCGAGACGCGGCUGCCCAGGUGAAUUCCUGGGAUGAUAUUCCAGUCAUCGACGUGAUGGUCAACAAUGCCGGUGUUAUGGCGGUUGAUUAUCAGGUCUCGCCGGAGGGAUUUGAGUCCCACCUGGCAACUAACCACCUAGGCCCGUUUCUGUUCACAAAUCUGGUUAUCAAGAAGAUUUUAGCUUCUGAGAGUCCUCGGAUCGUCGUGGUUAGCAGCGACGGUCAUCGUCUGAGUCCUUUCCGCUUCGAUGACUACAACUUUGAUGCAGGGAAGAGUUACCACAAAUGGUUCGCCUAUGGCCAGAGCAAAACAGCUAAUAUAUUGUUCGCAAUCUCACUGGCGGAGAAGCUCGGCCUCAAAUACGGCCUUCUCGCAUUCAGCCUGCACCCGGGCGUCAUCUGGACAAAUCUGGGUAACCACCUAGACUGGAGUGUAGAUCUGGAUGGACUCCGGAGCGCCGACAAGGCGUUGGGCAACCGGGAGGGCUGGAAAGACUUCGAUACCAAGCCGUUGGAGCGGGGUGUUGCGACUCAUGUCUAUGCUGCAUUUGAUCCGGCUCUUAAAGCUCACAACGGCGCUUAUCUUAUUGACUCCCAUGUAGCAGAUCCACUGUCUGAUACAGUCAAGCCGUGGGUGACCAGUAGCUUUGAAGCAGAGAGACUGUGGAAGUUGAGCGAGAAGCUGGUGGGCGAAGAAUUUUCAUACUAG